Messenger RNA from Strongylus vulgaris, 531 nucleotides. Lineage: Eukaryota; Metazoa; Nematoda; Chromadorea; Rhabditida; Strongylidae. The record is from the annotation of a GenBank genome assembly.
AUGAGGACUGAUGGGGAAGACAACGAUAAAUGGUCAACUUCUGACAACCAAUCAGCUGGUGGUCGCAUAAUGUCGCCAGGGAGAGGGCGCGGGAAUAAAAGGAAACGAGCUCCGUAUAAUCGACACAGCAUCAUGGUUGUUGACAGGAAGUAUAUCCGACAAAAAACAGGCAAAGAAGACCGGAAAGACGAUGAUUCAUACGGAGAAGAAGAGGAGGAAGAAGAACCUUUAGUUGCGCGCGACACUUUUAUUUCGAUGAAGAACAAAACACUUCGAUUGAUGGAACAGGAACAUUCCUUGGAUAAUUUCGAUCUCCUAGGUCUCCCUCCAUUGGGUGACCUGUCACAACUGAAUGAGGACGCCAUUGAAAUGUUGGAUAAGCGACUGAAUGAUCUUCGAGAGAUCUAUCAUAAUUCUAGAGCUGAAGCUGAGUUGCUUAUGAUGGAGAGAAAAAGACGGAAAAAGGCCGAGAAAAGAAAAGAACGCGAAAGAGCACAACGAGAAGCAUCAGCUAUGGAGAAAUCACAAUAA